Effrenium voratum is the source of this 744-nucleotide messenger RNA. The record is from the annotation of a GenBank genome assembly. NCBI's taxonomy places the organism in Eukaryota, Dinophyceae, Suessiales, Symbiodiniaceae.
AUGGCCUCACUUGCGCCAGACACCUCUUGGGAGGAUAUUAUUUGCUGCAGGGAAUCCAGAUUCAAUGUCGGUUGCUACUACUUGGGGGAAUUGCAACUUGAGCAAGACCAACUCCAGGGGUUUGGAUUUUCGGCCGUGCAAGACCUGGAAGCUAACACAGUCCUUCUCAUUGAGCGAGCUUUGACUGGAGAAGCCUUGCCGUGCUUCCAUCCGCGGUCUGCUGCCGAGAUACCACGCUUCCUUUAUCUUUUCCCCCUAUGUCUCAUCUCGCCCGGCAUCCUGGAUAGGCUUCCCGGCUUCCUGAGCGCUCUGCGGGCCCGCUUGAACCGCUUUGAUGCGCUCUAUGGACUUGGGACAAUCUUCAACCACUCUUGCCGACCGAAUUCGCGCCGACUCACGGAUCACAAUAUGGGAUUGAGUCUUAUCGCCACCAGCAGAGCAGUGAAGGCAGGCGACGAGGUAACACUGCCGUAUCAAGAUUUUGGACGCAGCUGCAGCGCCUGGCUGCGGCGUUUGGUGCUGUUCUAUGGGCGAUGCGCGCAAGUGAGCUCCUGGAAGGGAUUUCCGACAUCCUGCCCUAUCCGAACAUCCCCUUGGAUCCGAACAGGAAGUUUUCCAAGAGGCUCUGUCAUUGUGAUGAGUAUCCCUUCGCUGCGAGUGCUCCCGACCACAGCGUGGAGACUGGUGGGUUUCUAUGCCUUGCUGACCAUCGCAUUGCAGCUGCUGGACGCGGUAGUUGACUGA